Acanthochromis polyacanthus (spiny chromis) is the source of this 6035-nucleotide messenger RNA. RefSeq names its product myocyte enhancer factor 2cb (gene mef2cb). Gene Ontology annotation, biological process: positive regulation of transcription by RNA polymerase II. The coding region runs from base 1141 to 2592 and encodes 483 amino acids. Gene Ontology annotation, molecular function: protein dimerization activity; DNA-binding transcription factor activity, RNA polymerase II-specific; RNA polymerase II cis-regulatory region sequence-specific DNA binding. The transcript is spliced from 12 exons. NCBI's taxonomy places the organism in Eukaryota, Metazoa, Chordata, Actinopteri, Pomacentridae. The record is from RefSeq and is a predicted model, not a curated record.
GGCUGGCGCGAUAAUAAAGCAUUAAGGAGCCAUGCCUCGUUCAUUAAAGUAGAGUUGGGAAAUGUGAGACCGCCCCCUUUCAGGAGUCAAAAAAAGGAGAGAGGAAAAGAAAUCGAUUAUUUCUCCGCGCACCGGGAGAGUAGUGGUAGAGGGUGUUCUUUAAAAAAAAAGAGGGGGAAAAGACUCGGAUUGUGGCAAGAAACGGGGAAAAAGAUACAUAAAACAUCAGUAUCAAGCUUCCAGACGUCCACCACCUCCAACCUCCGACCACAGCAGCUCCACCGAGUCCCUCGCCGCUCACCGGCACUUCGCAGACGCACGGAGCGAGAGACCAGGCGCUGCGUCCUCACCGCCUCCAGAGCAGAUACUGUCCGAUCAGAGAGAGAGAGAGGAGAGGGGGGAGGGAGAGAAACAGGGGGAGAGAGAGAGCAAGAGAGAGAGAGAGAGUAGUUUUCUCUGACAUUAUAGAGACUCCUUCCACGUACUGUAGGUUACUUUUUUUUCUUCCUCCCGGCGCCGUCCUCUGCGAAGUUGCGCUCCUGGAUUUUAAGUGCGUCUCGGCGAACUCCGUCCACCAUCAAGCAAGCAGCUUUUUUCUCCCCCCUCAAGCUCCCCUGUCAAAACGGCCGGGGCCAAAACAACCGGCGGAAGGCUCGUUUGUUAUCUGUCGCUUCAACCCCACGGACAAAGAUUUCACGCGAAAAUAAAGUUACUUGGUUUCCAAGCAGAGCACAGGGACCGGAGGAAGAAAAAAAGAAAGAAAAAACAGAAGGUCGAAUCUAUGAAGGACAUCCUUGUUGAAGUGUGCAACCUUCUACUUCUCUGCAAAUUACCCACACACUGUGCAUAGACUCAAAGCAGAGCUGUGGCUCUCAUUUCGGCUCAGCAAGCCUGCGACCGUGACAUGUAAUGCUGUUGGAGCUUCACAACGACAGGGAGAGGUACCCUUUGUGCUGUCGACUUCAGUAGGUACAGAUGCUGGAAUCUUUGAGUUGAUUGGAACAAAUAGAAAGCGGAAAAAAGAGACAGAUAAAGGAAGAGCAGAAGAGUGAAGAGAACGAAGAGAGAGAAGAAGAAAGAGGAGAGUGAAGAAAGCUUAAAGUUCUUUAGAAAGAGGAGAGAAAGAAAGAGACGGGGACGAUGGGGAGGAAAAAGAUUCAGAUCACGCGGAUUAUGGAUGAACGCAACAGACAGGUGACAUUUACAAAGCGAAAGUUUGGCCUGAUGAAGAAGGCGUAUGAGCUGAGUGUGCUGUGUGACUGUGAGAUUGCCCUGAUCAUCUUCAACAGCACCAACAAGCUGUUCCAGUACGCCAGCACAGACAUGGACAAGGUCCUGCUUAAAUACACUGAGUACAAUGAGCCCCAUGAGAGCAGGACCAACUCUGAUAUUGUGGAGACAUUGAGAAAGAAGGGCCUAAACGGCUGUGACAGCCCAGACCCCGACGCAGAUGACUCGGUUGGCCACAGCCCCGAGUCCGAGGACAAGUACAGGAAAAUAAACGAGGACAUUGAUCUGAUGAUCAGCAGACAGAGACUGUGUCAGGCUGUGCCCCAAUCGAACUAUGACAUGCCCGUGUCCAUUCCUGUUAGCAACCAGAACAAUCUCAUUUACAGCCAUCCUGGUGGGUCCCUAGGCAACCACAAUCUGUUGCCCCUGGCGCACCAUGGCCUACAGAGAAACAGCAUGUCUCCUGGAGUUACACACAGACCCCCCAGUGCAGGUAACACAGGUGGCCUCAUGGGUGCUGACCUCACCACUGGCGCAGGCACCAGUGCUGGAAAUGGAUAUGGGAACCAUCGCAACUCGCCCGGUCUGCUGGUCUCUCCAGGUGGCAUGAACAAGAACAUGCAGGCUAAGUCUCCGCCACCCAUGAACUUAGGCAUGAACAACCGCAAACCUGACCUCCGUGUGCUCAUCCCCCCUGGCGCCAAGAACAAUAUGCCCUCCAUUUCUGAGGAUGUCGAUCUGCUAUUGAACCAGAGAAUAAACAACUCUCAGUCUGCUCAGUCAUUGGCCACCCCUGUGGUAUCAGUAGCAACUCCCACUCUACCAGGACAAGGCAUGGGUGGUUACCCAUCUGCCAUCUCUACUUCUUAUGGUACCGAGUAUUCCCUGAAUAGUGCAGAUCUGUCCUCCCUGUCCGGCUUUAACAGCGGCAGCUCCCUACACCUCGGCUCCAUGAGCGGAUGGCAACAGCAACACCUUCAAAACAUGCAGCAUUCAGCCCUCGGCCAGCUAGGAAAUUGCUCUAGCUCUCACUUAUGUCAGGGUUCAAAUCUCUCCCUGCCCUCUGCUCAAAGCCUGCACAUCAAGUCCGAACCUGUUUCUCCUCCUAGAGAUCGCACCAGCAGCACACCGGGGGGCUACGGUGGUGGGGUACCACCUCCCCAGAACCCCUCGUCCCGCCAGGACUCGGGACGCUCCCCCGUUGAUAGCCUGAGCAGUUGUAGCAGCUCCCAUGAGGGCAGCGACCGCGAUGAGCACAGGAAUGAGUUCCACUCACCUCUGGGACUGGCCCGGCCCGCCCUGGACGAGCGCGAGAGCCCAUCCAUCAAACGAGUGCGCCUGUCAGAAGGAUGGGCGACAUGAUAGCUCUGUCCUGUACCCCGACAGUGCCCCGAGUUGCCCUGAUCCCUGGCAAUGCAGCAUUACGAUGCCCCCCCCCAGUCAGCUCCCUCUUCUUCCUCCUCUCACUCGGUAUCACGAGUCACUCACCACCCAACCCCAUGGCCUCUUUCCUUUUAUCACUUUCACGCUGAAGGAAAGAAAAGGAAGAACCCUUUUCGAAAAACCUAUUUGUAAUUUCUUUUCAUUUUUUAUUUUCCUUUUCUGCUGAGUGUGUGUGUGCUAUACAUAUUGACAUUAUAUAAACCAGUGGGGUGUUGUAAUGGGGGGUUUGGGAGGGUGGGUGUUGGUUGGGAUGGGAUCUGGGGGUAUUUUUGUUGGGGAACUAUGCAUAAAUUGUAUUGUGUGUGGAUAAAAAGAAUCACGUAUGCAUAUAUCUUUACACGUGUGUAUGUGUACAUAUAUGCAUAUCAGCAAAUAAAAAAAAAGUCAGGUACUCUGUUUCAUAAAACGUACUUACAGUUUGCCUCAAUGAUAUAUCAGUGACUAGAGACAACAAAAAAAAAAGAAAAAAAAAACAUUAACAUGAGAGUGAGUGUGUCCAGUGGAAAACACCUUAGCACUUGAGUUGGACAAACAAUACGUGUACAGUAUCGCUUUCAUCGCUAUAUACCUUCUCUGCAGUUCUCCCUUGCAAAAAUGUGUGUUAACAUUAGAUGAUGUCAUGUUGCAGGUUCAACGUAUUUAUGUAAAUAGUGGGUCAAGGGGGAAGGGCAGGGGGUCAAAAGUUGCCAGACAUUACAAGAUUUAUUUACUCACUAAAUGAAAAGCUAUUAUGCAACAUUUGAAGGACUGUACAGGUAAACAGGCAAACCCAAUGCUAAACAUGUGGAACCUUUGAUGAUUUUAGCGCUCCCCUUAAAGAACGGAGUGAGGACCACCCUUUGAUCUAAGAGCUACGUUGGUGUAAUCAAGAAAACUCUGGAUCUAGUAUUAACUAUUCAGUAUUGAUAAACAAAAAAAGAAAAAGAAAAAACAAUUGUACGAUACACUUGCUUAUAUUUUCAUAUGAAAGGAAUACAAUGCAAAGCAUUUUUGUGGCUUUUUGUAGUUUAUAUAAGCCAGAAUGUGUUUUUUGAUAGCUUUGCUAAUAAGAGAUGGAUAGUUCACCCAGAGGGCAAAAGAAAAGGGCUUCAAAGCCCUAAGCCAUGAAAAACAGACUGAGAUCCAAUGCUUUGCUGAACUGUUUUAUCUUUGUAGAGGUUUGUUUUUAAACGUGUAUUUCUAAUUAUAUAUAAUAAUGGUAAUAUUAAGAAUCUUUAAAAAAAAAUCUGUGAAAUUAACAUGCUUGUGUAUAGCUUUCUAAUAUAUAAAUAUAUAUAAUAAUGAUUUUUGUUGGUUUCUUAGUGGAGUUUCUAUGUGCAGUUGCACAUGUUGUCUGGUUUGUUUCAUUUGAACUCUGAACAGUGCUGUUCAGGGGUGUAUUUAGACUAACCUUAAAAACCAGCUGGAGAGCAUUGCCAGGGUUUGUGUGACGAAGGAAAGACAGGCCUGAAUGCUGAAAAAAACAACCUGCUAGUGGGAAAUGUCACGAGACUGGAACCGGGGAGGACGUGGAAAUAAAUGUCGACACAUGAAAUACACCGUUGUCACACUGAUGAGGAAAUAUGACUGGCUCUCAGUCUCCAGAUGUAUUAUUAUGCAUCAGAUAUUUCAUUAUGAAUCUAAAUUAUUGGAUUUAAUACAGUUAAUCCUAUGAAACAUAUUUUUGACAUUACAGAUUCUCCAUUCUGCCUCAAACCUUUACCCCAAUCUUUACUUGUGUCGAAGAUGCUGCACAAGCUCCGACCCAAACUGUACAAUUUUAUUUUAAAUCGUGUUUGUAUAAUGCAAUUUUGCAUGUGCAUUGCGAUUAAUUAUCCUUGAUCAAUUUGCAACCCAAUUGAAUUCUGUGUCAUGCAGUCACUCCUCAUGUUCCAGUCUCCAAAACAGGGUUCCGCAUUCUUUACCACGUCACUGACGGUUCAGCCUAUAAGACACUCGAGGACAAAUUGAUCUAGCUGGCAUGGGAGAAGCACAACUGUUUCUUUUAGAUGAAUAGCUGUUUUGAUUUUCUCUUUUUUAAACAACGAAACUAGCCACAUAUCUCUCUGCCUCCCACUCCCGUAUCUGCUGUCACUUAAGUGUUAUGAUAUUUCUAUGUGCAUAUUUCAUGCAGGUUCACUAUGUUGUUACUGUAUACAGUCUGUGUAGUCAAACGGGGCAGAGCCUCUAUAAAGGUGUUCUUCUCUUCUUCUUCUUUUUUUUUUUUUUUUAAAACUUCAAUACAAAAAGGAUGAGAAAAAAAAUAAACAUGAUGUUUCAGGCAGCGUAAGUGUGGAGAAACCAAAGCCAGUGGCAUUUCUGUGUUGUAAACUCAACUUUUAUUUUCACAUUCAUUUAUGGUUUUUGCAAGCAUUGAAACAAGAUAAUAAAAGAAUUUGCUCAAAUGUACAAUUGUUUUCACAUUUCAAUUCCAGUCAGUCAAAUGUAGCUUUAGUUUAUCGAGCUGCGUUGUCCAUAGUGACUACGAUUCACCUGUUCUGUUGCUCAUUUGUUUCCCUGUGCAUUGCAUUGAAAAGGUUACAAUCAUUUUGUUGAUCGAUAGCAUCAUUCAGGCCUAACCAUGUGAAAUGCAUGCUUGUUCUCCUCAAACCACAUGACACACUAAUAAUCAUGCUACUUUCUCGCUGAGUGAAAUAAUGCCAACAUGUCGUGAAAGUUAAUUAAAAGUGCUAUAAUUUUGACAAUAAUUUUAACCAAAGACAUGGAGAAAACUUGUCUUUACAUCUUUGUUUUCUUUUUUUUUCUUUUUGUGUUUGUUAAAUUUGAAGCCAUUCUUUUUUUUUUCCAUCAUCUGUUGAUCAGUUGUUCUUUGUCAUUACUUAUAACAGACUAAAUGUUGGUACCUCAAAAUUGACCCAAGCAGUACCUCAGCUGAUCUUUUGAUAAGUCACUUGCAGCGCAAAGGGUAGACCAUACACCUGUACAGCCAUGUGUAAUAACAUACAAUUGCUUAAGGUCCCAACAUUCACAUGGGAUUCUUUGUUGCUCCACUGUGUUUGUGGUUUAUUUAAGUUGUACUCAAAAGUUGAAAAGGAAUGAAAAAAAAAGAGUAAUAUGUUAAAAUACUUAAAAAGUCAGUCUGUAGUAUCAAUGUAGCUUGUAUAAACCUGAAAAUGGGGGGGGAGUUUGGAACUAAUGUUUUCUGGAACGCGAGAGCGGCUUUCAGCGGCAUAAGCUGGCCUUUGUCGCCACUUGAGACUAAGAUGGUGUUGAAUUAAAUCACAUCUCUGUAACUCAAGGGACUUGAUUCAGCUGUAUGUAGUGAAAACGAAUGGGGAUGAAUAUAAAAGUCUCCUCUGCUGGAGGGAAAGGCUAUUUGUAUUUUGCAGAGAUUUCAGUAAAGUUACUGGCUUUCUUAGUUA